This is a messenger RNA of Arthroderma uncinatum, 642 nucleotides long. RefSeq names its product bromodomain associated protein. Bases 1 to 642 code for a protein of 213 amino acids. The record is from RefSeq and is a predicted model, not a curated record. The transcript has 2 exons. Gene Ontology annotation, molecular function: protein heterodimerization activity. Lineage: Eukaryota; Fungi; Ascomycota; Eurotiomycetes; Onygenales; Arthrodermataceae.
AUGUCUACUCCGGACCUCCAUAUCAGUUUAUUACGCCCUCCGGUUAUUCAAAUUCUCCGCGCCGCAGGAUUCCACUCGACCCGCCCGGCAGUGGUUGAUACUCUCACCGACAUGGCGAGUCGGUAUCUCCUUCUCCUCGCUUCGGCUACUGCGCAACAUGCCAUCAACAGCCACCCAGUGUGCCCUAUACCGACACUUGACGAUACGAUUAUGGCUUUAGAAGACGUUGGCGCUUUACGACCCCAGAUUAGCAGGCUGGAGGAGGAUCGCUGCGGCGAAGAAGAUAUGAGAGCGGUUGAAGCAUUCCUAUCAUGGUUCAGUGGGCCAGCGAAUAGAGAAAUCAAGCGAGUGUCUGGAUUUAUUGCUGGUGAGGGGGAGGUGGUUGAUGAAGAUUCGUUAGAGAAAGAAGACUACUUGAGUGCACUUAAAAAGAAGCAUAGCAAGACUGGUGAAGAAUCGAGGUUUCAAGGAACAGUUCUCGGAAAGGAUGCAGAGGAGCGUCUGAUAGUUAUCGAAGGAGGUGCCGAAUCCAUAAAGGCUUGGAAGGCGCAAACAAAAGCUAGGGAACAUAGCUCUGAACCGACUUCCACGAUUAGCAGUCUCUCAAGCAGCAUUUCGGUACCGGAUCUUAUGGAAAUAUGA